Fragaria vesca subsp. vesca is the source of this 2266-nucleotide messenger RNA. RefSeq lists its product as uncharacterized. Lineage: Eukaryota; Viridiplantae; Streptophyta; Magnoliopsida; Rosales; Rosaceae. The record is from RefSeq and is a predicted model, not a curated record. The transcript is spliced from 5 exons. Bases 32 to 1822 code for a protein of 596 amino acids. Gene Ontology annotation, biological process: phloem development.
GCUAUCAGGAGUAGACGCAAACAAGACCACCAUGGACAUUUUAGAGAGGGUACAGCACUACGAUUGGGAUGAAAAGGUGGUGCUUGCCUUGGCAUCUUUUGCAAUCAAAGAUGGUGAAUUUUGGCUUGUGGCUCAGCUUUUCACCAGCAACCCACUGGCCAAAGCCAUUGGACAACUGAAGCAAAUGCAAGAGAUACUAGAACGAUCAGGGACUAGUUUGAAAGCAAAGUUUGAGGUGUACAACAAUCUGGUUAAUGCCGUGCUGAAGGUGACCCGAAUCAUUGUUCACUUGCAGGACAUUUACCACGACCCACACUUAGCCACUGAAAUCAAAGCCACAACUCCCACUAAUCAUAUCCCCAGUGCUGUUUACUGGACUAUCCGGAGUAUAGUCAUUCUUGCAUCACAGCUUUUAGGGAUCACCGGCUCUGAUCCGGAGUACGUAACAGAGGCAUGGGAACUAUCAUCCUUGGCACACAAGCUCGAAAGCAUAUACAAACAUCUUGAGGAUAACCUAAACAGACUCCAUGAACUCACUCGGAAGUACAGAGAUGAAGAAGCAUUCGCUGCAAUUGAACGCAUCUUAGAGUCACCACAUAUUGAUAACAGCAAGCCAUUGAGGGUUUUGUUUUACAAGGAUGACCAACCUGCACUCUUUGAUGGCUACAACAAGAAGAGGGUGGACAUUGAUGUGCUGAGGAGGAAGGUGGUGAUACUGAUGAUUUCAGACCUGGACAUCGGCCAGGAAAAUGAGUACAUAAUUGCUCAUCAAAUGUACUCGGAGAAACGCCAGUUCCCAACAAGGGCGGAGAGCCAGUAUGAGAUUGUCUGGGUUCCAAUUGUGGACAACUGGACUGAAGCUAAGCUGCUUCAGUUUGAGGAGAUUAGAAAUGGCAUGGAAUGGUACAGUGUGUACCACCCUUCGUUUGUGUCUCCGAUUGUGGUGAAGUACAUUAAGGACAAGAGGAAAUGGAACUUUGUGAAGAAGCCUCUGCUUGUGGUGAUGGACCCUCAAGGCAAAAUAGUGCACACCAAUGCUGUUCACAUGAUGUGUGUUUUCGGAAGCGCAGCAUACCCAUUCACAAGCAACAGAGAGAGAUUGCUCUGGGAAGAAGAGACCUGGAGGAUUGAGCUUUUGGCAGAUGCUAUUGAUCAAACCUUACUUAACUGGAUUGCAGAAAGGAAGUACAUUUGCUUGUAUGGAGGGGAAGACAUUAACUGGAUCCGAAACUUCACAAGGACUGCAAAAAAUGUGGCCUUGGAAGCUGGUAUCCAGUUAGAGUUGCUCUAUCUUGGCAAAAGCAAGCAGAAGGAGCGAGUGGUCAAAGACAUCAUCCGCGUCAUUAAGGAGGAGAAGCUGAGCCACACCAUCGACUCGAACCUCAUUUGGUUCUUCUGGGUUCGUCUUGAGAGCAUGUGGCAGUCCAAAGGACAGCUUAUGAGUGAGCUCUCCAAGGCUAACUUCACAGACCAUAACAUAAAAAACGACAUCAUAAUGCAGGGGAUCGUGUCCCUGCUGAGCUUCGGUUCUACGGACCGAGGGUGGGCACUGAUCGCGCUUCCUUCAUCAGAAAUGGCUAAAGCUAAUGGGGAGCACAUGUCAAAGAGCUUGAACGACUUCAAGAUUUGGAAACCUAAGCACGAUGAGGUAGGGUUUACACCUGCACUAAACGAAUAUCUUACUGGGGUAUACAGGGACGCCCCACAUCACUGCACCAAUCUCAUACUGCCUGCAACCGGCAUCAUGCCUGAGACUGUGUCCUGCUCAGAAUGUGGUCGUAUCAUGGAGAGGUAUGCCAUGUUCCGCUGCUGCACUGACUGAGGUAGAUCAACAACAACACCAGCCACGAUUCAUUGCAAAGAUGCAUUGCUUUGAAAUUUAUCAUAAACUAGCAGCUGUCACAGCUUCUACUAUACUACUAUGCCAAUAAAUUAGACAUCUGAAGGUCCUUAUCUCUUUUGGUAAAGGAGCCUAGGUCUGUUGUGUGUGUUUUUUGCUUCUUGUUACAAUUCCAUAUUUACAUGGAUAUAUUACGAUUAAAUAAAAUUUCAGUAUUCGUUUUCCUUCUAGAUAAUAUGAAUCACCGUUUUGUUAUCGAAUGUUCUAUCAUGGCUCUCUGUUCUUUUAUCAUUACUGGUCGUUUAGAUUGACAAUGCGAUAUUGCCAUUGAUUUCAUUACAGAACAUGUCUGUUUAAUUAAAUCUGAACAUGUCCUAGUCCACUUCCAUACGGUUGCAAAGAGUUGUUUUAAAUCUUUUAAAAGUA